Molecule: messenger RNA, 2511 nt
Organism: Homalodisca vitripennis (glassy-winged sharpshooter)
Lineage: Eukaryota; Metazoa; Arthropoda; Insecta; Hemiptera; Cicadellidae
Gene: Rab26
Product: ras-related protein Rab-37
Exons: 6
Coding region: 315-1085 (256 amino acids)
Cellular component (GO): Golgi apparatus; endosome
Molecular function (GO): GTPase activity; GTP binding
Source: RefSeq, a predicted model, not a curated record
ACACCACUGUUCAGUAAAACCACACCUCAAUCGAAAUCUGAGGCUGUGGUCAAUCCGUUAUCAACACUAUCAGUGUAUUAUUUUCCUGAUAUCUUGUGGACAGUUUUACUUUUGUUGAGUUCAGGACUGUAGCAGUGUCAAUUAUAUGUUUUACUCUCAGUUUGGAAAGCAAACCGUUUGAUUCUGCGCAAUACCAAGAUAAGGUUAUCUUCUUAGUCCCAAGCUAAGAUGUGCUUCUUGGAGGUUAGAACUAGUGUUUCUAUAACAAGUGUUGAUUUGCCCUCUUCACCUUUCACAGUUUAGUUGGAAUUGCGAUGGGGGACCAGCGAGUAGAGAGGAGGCUUGUCUACUCUCGGCCCCAGUGGGCGAGUUUUCAAGCAAAUGGGGGGGUACCUCGCUCGCCCCCACCCCCAGCCUCUCCGCCCCCUCACUCGCCGCCACCCAGUGCCAACCAACGACCAGUCCUCAACCCUGUAGAAGUCUGCGACCUCAUCUGUAAGGUUAUGUUGCUCGGAGAUUCGGGAGUUGGCAAGACCUGUCUGUUGGUACGGUUCAGAGAUAACCUGUUUCUCUCUGGAAACUUCAUCUCCACUGUGGGAAUAGACUUUAGGAACAAGGUGGUAGCGGUGGAUGAGACCAAGGUGAAGCUCCAGAUAUGGGACACAGCCGGACAAGAAAGGUUCCGUAGUGUAACCCACGCUUACUACCGUGAUGCCCAUGCACUGCUGCUGCUGUAUGACGUAACCAACAAGACCAGUUUUGACAACAUCAGAGCCUGGCUGGGUGAGAUCAGGGAGUACGCUCAGGACGAUGUUGUUAUCAUGCUGUUGGGUAACAAAGCAGACUGUCACAGUUCGGAACGGAUGAUAAGACGAGAGGAUGGUGAGAGGUUGGCUAAGGAAUACAAUGUAACAUUCAUGGAGACCUCAGCCAAGACAGGACUAAACGUAGAACUGGCGUUCAUGGCUAUAGCAAGGGAGCUGAAAGUUCGCAAGUGCGGAAACCCCGAUAACACAGUUUUCAACGUUCAAGAAUACGUUCGUGAACAGACACAGAGGGGGAGUUGUCCUCCUUGCAAUACAUAGAGUAACAAUAGAGACAUAGAGCAAAAACUUUCCUCAAGGUUAUCGGGAACACAGAGCCGGAGACGUAUAGAGCUACACCUGUGUGCAGAGAUGCCUUCUUCUGUGGUCUGUUCAUGUAUUUGAUGUAUAUUACUAUUGUUAUUUAAAGACAAUUAUAAAAGGGUACACUUUGUAUUUGUAGCUGAUACGCUCUAAGUUUGUUAAUAGUUUACGUUAGGUCAUUUUGUUAAGUUUUAAUAUAUUUUAUAGUAAAAUGAGCUAGUUUAAAAUGGUUCGUAAAUAGUAUGUAUAUUUUUAUGAACCGAUAAUUUGGAGUAUAUUUUUAAAGAUAAUAUUUUCUGUAACGAUCAAGGGUAGUUGUGUUAGCCUAUACAGGCAGCACAUUCGGAGAGUGUACAAUGCUUUAUUAUUGUUUAUUAGGAAAGAGCUAUAAAUCGUAGAGAGAAAUGCUACAUACAUAUCAGGCCUGUGAGGAGUUCGGGAAUAUUUAGCUUACACUAUAAACAAUUGAGUAGUCUGUCAUGGCGACUGUGUGUUUAUGUCACCUGCCAGACGAGCUUCUUCUGUUACUCUUCUCCUACCUGGAACCAAUGGAUGUGUGUAUGUCCGUCGCUAACGUCUGUACUCGCUGGAGGACUCUCGCCUCUGACUCGCUGCUGUGGAAGAGUCUGGUGUUCUCUGUAGCCAAGAGUGCGAAACUCGAGAUCGUGAGUGACGCAUUACGUCAAAUGACUGAGUUACGGUACGUGAAGUUCCACUGGCGCACGGACAUCUCCGAGCUUGCAGAAGAGCUGUGCACCAAUUGUCCCCAUUUGGUCGGGAUCGAUUUGAUCUGUUGUGGUUUCAUCGAGCCAGGGUUCGUCAGACGCAUCGCACACAGCUUUCCUGAUCUCUGUGAACUGGGGAUGGGCAAGUGUUGGUCCGUUCCGAGUCAAUGCCUGGACGAUGUCGCUUUGUUGACAAACUUAACUCACCUGAACCUAUCGCACAGCUCGUUGUCCCCUGAACAAUUCACCGCCGUUUCCCUUCGUUGUAAGAAGAUCAUUUCGUUGAAUGUAGAUUAUGUCCGGGGUUUGCCGGAGGAGAAUAUAAUACGAUUUGUUGCUUUAAGGAGAAACACUUUACAGUCUCUGAGUGUCUUUGGGGAGCUGUUGUCCGACAAUAUUUUCCAACAUUUACAGUGUUGCGUGAGGCUAAAACUGCUACAUGUUUCUACUUGUAGGAGAUUUACAGAUAAAUGUUUCACCAGCAUAAACCAGUUAAAAAGUUUAAGAUCGUUGACUCUAAGGAAAUCUGUGAAUUUCUCUUCCAAAAGUUUGUACAAUUUUUAUUUUUAUUCGGAUAUUGUAAAAAGUUUGACUCACUUGUACAUAUCAGCGAAACGGUCUGUAAAUAGUGAAGAUGUCAGCGUAUGGUCAGAUGUCAA